Actinia tenebrosa (Australian red waratah sea anemone) is the source of this 1937-nucleotide messenger RNA. RefSeq lists its product as uncharacterized. Gene Ontology annotation, molecular function: ATP binding; protein kinase activity. The record is from RefSeq and is a predicted model, not a curated record. Gene Ontology annotation, biological process: protein phosphorylation. Lineage: Eukaryota; Metazoa; Cnidaria; Anthozoa; Actiniaria; Actiniidae.
ACACAUAGAAUAAGAUAUAGAUAUAUCCAUAGUAUGUAAAUAGCAUGUAAAUGCUACUUGUAAAUAGUAUGUAAAUACCGUUUGCGGGAGGCCCAGAUUGACUUUGGAAUUUGUUUGUAAAUAGUAUGUAGAUGCCAUUUAGGAGGCCCAGAUUGACUUUGGAAUUUGUUUGUAAAUAGUAUGUAGAUGCCAUUUAGGAGGCCCAGAUUGAGUUUGGAAUUUGUUUGUAAAUAGUAUGUAAACGACGACGAAGACAUAUUUGAAAUAAAUUGCUGUUGCCUUUGCUUUUAUGGCCGAGGAGACCUGGAUCGGGAUAUUGGUACUAGUUCAAUGCGUAGGUCCGACAUUUCAGGUUACUAUAUAUUAUAGUAUAUGCCCCUUUGCCCUUUUUCUGCGGUAUAUAGGGCUUGGAUGUUGAUUAUUAUAUAUGGAAGCCCCUAUCUUGAAAUCGAAGCUGAGAAACCAGUUUUUCCGUCGUGCAAGGCGAAACAUUAUUGUGGAAAGGCUACGACAGCAAAUUCAAGAGGGUGAACCUUUUCAUAGAUUGGCAGCAGCAAAAGUACGAGAACUCGUACUUGAGUCUGGAUUUUUGGUUUCCUUACAAGAAUUUGGCCAUGCCAUAAGACUUGCUUUUCCCAGCAUAAAACGCAGGCGAGUUCAUUCAUGCUGGUACUAUUAUGGCAUUCAAGAAGCUGGAAAAACAAAUGGCUCAAUAGCACAAAAGGAAGUUGCCAUUCCUAGCAUGUCUCAGAAAUGUCAUGAGUCACGCAAACGAAGUCAUCCUUUUGCAAAAAGGAAAGAGGUUACUUCCAAAAUUGUUGAGAAUGGAUUGGUAAAAACUGCUCCUUUUAAAAUUGCCUCCCUUAAUAUUUGUUGUGAAGACCUUGCAUUCAAUAAGGACAUAAUUGGUACAGGAACAUUUGGAAGAUGCUAUUCUGGAGAGUACAAAGGUCUACCAGUUGCAAUUAAAGUCUUUAAAGGCAAGCAAAGCUUUUUAAGCAUCCAUAAAGAAGCAGAAAUAAUGACCAAGAUACCUAGCCAUCCCAAUAUUGCUAUGCUUAUAGGUGUACGUACUGAUGGAUAUCCUUUUAUGCUGGUUUCAAAAUUGUGCACUAUGAACAAUCACCCGCAAACCUAUGCUGCCUAUUUAAAAGAACAUGAAAUCAACAAAACCUUAACCACAAACCUUCCGAUGUCUUCCGAUUCUGUUUGAAAUGAUGUCAGCAGUUUGUCACCUACAUGAAAGAGGGAUUCUACAUAAUGACAUUAAAAGCAAUAAUUUUGUCAUUGAAGAAAGAGAAAUGAAAACACGACCUGUUCUCAUUGACUUUGGAAAAGCUACAACAGCAUCCAAGUCUAAAGGAUGUGAAACUAAGAGAGACAUGACUUUGGCUGAAAGGCACCAAUACAGACAAAAAUAUCCACAUAUAGCUCCAGAAAUUUCACUUGGUAAAGCCCAGACUGAAUUGACUGACACCUAUUCUUUUGGAUAUGUAUUCUGUACUACAAUGAAGAGUUUGGAUAACAUGAGAAAACUGGCAGUUGAGAAUGAACGGCUUCACCUUUUAAAGAUCGGACAGUUAAUCACACAUAACAAUCCAAAGAAAAGGGGGAAUCUUCAAGAUGCAUUAACAGUUGUGAAUGCUAUAACAAGGAUUACAUAGUUUGGUAGCAAUAGCACUUUCCACUGGUGUUUUGAUGAUGCAUUAUGGGAUUGAAAUGCGGACAAGCCAAGCCUAGAACACAUGCUAAUAUGCUGCAUAAAUGUUUUUGCUGUCUCAUUGUUUCUAAUUCCUGGUAUUCCUGUGGUUUUUCGUCUCAUAUUGAUCUUCUUUUCCUUGUAACUGGAGCCUAUUUUACAAAGUUUGUCUGUAUUUUGAUUCCACAAGGCUUUGAAAUAUCUAUUUUUAGUAACCAUAAAAAGUGAUUUUAUUUUA